Gadus chalcogrammus (walleye pollock) is the source of this 2383-nucleotide messenger RNA. RefSeq names its product dnaJ homolog subfamily C member 1-like. The transcript has 13 exons. The coding region runs from base 128 to 1723 and encodes 531 amino acids. Gene Ontology annotation, cellular component: endomembrane system. The record is from RefSeq and is a predicted model, not a curated record. NCBI's taxonomy places the organism in Eukaryota, Metazoa, Chordata, Actinopteri, Gadiformes, Gadidae.
GUAGUGCGUGUCGCUGGCUGCUGUAUACAUCCACGGUGUGUAGUAUAGUAGUGGACUGGACUGCCGGCCGGGUCUGGACAAGCAUUCACUUAACAGUCUUUAUGUGGCCGUGACUCAACGAUCAACCAUGUUCUUAUUCCCGCCCGGUCGAUCGCUACUCUUUUUAUCGUGUGUUUUUUAUAGUGUUUUAUCUCCUGUGGCUUCGUGGGACACCGACCUAGAGCUCUUUGAUCUGGUGGAAGAAAUCCCACAGACCUUCUACCAGUUCCUCUCCGUGGACAAGGAUGCCACGCCGGUGGAAAUCAAGAAGGCCUACCGGCGUCUCACGCUCACCCUCCAUCCAGAUAAGAACAAGGAUGAGAACGCAGAGAGCCAGUUCAGACAACUGGUGGGAAUCUAUGAAGUCCUGAAGGAUGAGGAGAGGAGAAUGAGGUACGAUGACAUCCUGGUGAACGGCCUGCCGGACUGGAAGCACCCAUUCACCCUGUACCGCCGGGUGAGGAAGAUGAGCAACGCAGAGCUGGGCUUCCUCCUCUUCCUCAUCCUCACCGUUGGACACUACGCCAUCAUCUGGUCCGUCUACCUGGAGAAACAGCUGGAUGAAAUGCUGAGCAAUAAGAGGAAGAAGGAGAAGAAGAAAAAGACGAACUCCAAGCCGUGUGAGGAGCCCAGGGAUCAGGACCGCCCCAAUUGGCAGGACAUCCUUCCUCUGAAGCUCAGCAUCUGGCUCUACCUAUCAAUCAAAUCACUGCCCCAGACCAUCCAGGAAGUGAAGCAGUACUACGAAGACCACAAAGAGAUGAAGAUGAGAGCGAAGCAGGAGGAGGAGGAGAUGGCUGAGCAAGAAUCUGCUCCUCGGGAGAAGCGUCCCAAGGUGAAGAAGGUGAAGGUGGAGUUCCCGGUGUACGAGGCCCCGGCGGCGGACGGCCUGUACCAGGUGUGCCCCACGGCCUCCAUCCAGGAGGUGGAGGACCAGCUGGACGACUGGCUGGACAACCGCAAGAGCAAGAAAAAGGCUCCAGAGUGGUCCGACGAGGACAUCAGCCUCCUCAGCAGGAACAUGGUGAAGUUCCCUGGAGGAACGCCCGGUCGCUGGGAGAAGAUCGCCCACGAGCUGGGAAGAUCCGUCGCUGACGUGACCACAAAAGUAAAGCAAGUCAAAGACUGUGUGACCAACACUACAGGGCUGGUGAAGCUGUCGGAGCUGAAGAGCGGCCAGUCCUCCAAGGCGACCACUGCUGGCUGUGUUGCAGACAGCAUAAUGACCCAGCGGGAUGCCCCGCCCACCACCAGCCCCGGAGAGGAGGAGGGGGAGCAGGAGGGACAGGUCCUCAGGAGGAGGUCCAAAAAGGCUGGAGGUGGAGGAGGAGGUGGAGGAGGAGGUGGAGGAGGAGGAGGUGGAGGAGGCACGAACGGGGAGUCGAGGGUGAAGUCGAGGCGGCAGCGGGACUUUGACCCGACGGCCGUGGAUGAGGAGGAGGAGGAGGAGAAGCAGCAGAAGCGGGAGGAGGCGCAGCAGGAGCCCGAGGAGCAGAAGGAGAGCGUGUGGACGCAGAACCAGCAGAAGCUCCUGGAGACCGCCCUGCAGCAGAUCCCCCGCGGCGCCGCCGAGCGCUGGGACCGCAUCGCCAAGAUGGUGCCGGGCAAGACCAAGGAGGAGUGUAUGAUCCGCUACAAACUGUUAGCGGAGCUGGUGCAGAAGAGGAAGCAGGCCAAGAGCUGACUCCCUGUUUCACCGUCUGAGCGCCUUGCCCCUUCCUGCCACGCCCCUCCCCGACAUCUACAGCCAAUCAAAUAUCAUGGAUUACCUCUGUGAGCUAAUCAGAAAGCUGGAAAACCUCUCUUUAGCCCAGAGGCUUAUGGGUAGUUUCUGUAUGAAACCUUUCACAGGUUGGUGGGGGGAGGGUAGUUGCUGGAACUAUUUUUUAUUUUAGCUGAUCUAAUUAAUGUCCAUCCUAACCCCCACAGGUGUUUUUUAUUUUUUAGUCUAUACUAAUUUGGUCAGCUCCGUUCAUGAAAUAUUCAAAGUAUUGGACAAAAGUUUUUUUGUUUUAUGCCCAAUUCGAUCAUGGAAGAUAAGAAUUAUGUAUAACCGCCCACAUUUGACAUCAGAGGAAAAUGGUCUAAUUACAUCCAAGCUUAAUGUGCCUUAGCCCCGCCCCUACCCCUCACUCAAAGUACGUUGUUCAGCAUUCGUCGUCUCUCGGGAACAUGGCCAUCGGUGACACUAGCUCAACCAUUGUUAUUUCUUUCAUAAAUAUCUUGUUACAACUGCAAAUGGUUUAUUAUGAAUAAAACAGUAUUUAUUUCCUUGAGUUUGUCAUGUUGUUCAUCUGUUGCUGAUGAAACAGUCUGUCCUGCUUGUCAUCUGUGUAGGGUUUGC